AUUCUUUCGGGCAGUAUCGAUACGAUCGCCGUACUCGUUCGAGCGUUCACGUGUGAGAAAAAACAGAAUCGAGAUCGAGACGAGAAAGCGCGAGGAAGAGAAGGAGAAGAAGAAGUGAAGAUAAGUUUUCGAGGAGUUGGAGUAAUUGAUUCGAUUCGGUGUUUCCUUCGCUGUCUGGAAGAUUCAUCAAGAUGUUCAAAUUCGUGGUAGUCGGCGCACUCUUCGUGGUAUCCGCUCUCGCUGCACCGGCCUCACAGGAUGCGGGGGUGGCACCGCCACCCUCGAUCCUCGAGGAAGCUCUCGACGUGUACGCUUCCUGUUCCGGGGAAUCGAGUAUUGCGGUGUGUCUCAAGAUGAAGGCCCUGCGCUACGUCGACCGUGCCGCUCGUUCGGCCGACAUCGAGAUCAUUGACGGAUUCAAGAUCGUACAGACUGAAGAUGCCAAAAAUAGCCGAGCUGACAAUGCAAGGUCUCUUAACGACAUUGAAAAUACUUUACCUGUUGAGACCGAAGCCAAGGAAGCUGCAAUUGAUCAGGCCAUUGUCGACAGAGCCGCCAAAUUCUUAUCCACGCAUACUGUUGAAUUGAGUCUUCCCGAAGACGUUUCCCGCUCUUUUGAUGAAGCUCGUGGCAAGAAGAAGAAAAUCGUUAAAUCUCUCUUACCCAUCCUUCUCCUUCUGAAACUGAAAGCUGCCGCUCUUAUCCCUAUUGCCCUUGGUGCUUUGGCUUUGAUAGCUUUCAAAGCCCUUAUCAUCGGCAAGAUCGCUCUCAUCAUUAGCUUGAUCAUCGGUCUGCAAAAACUCCUUGCCUACAAGAGCCAGAGUUACGAGGUCGUUGCUCACCCCGUUCAUGAUUAUGGACACGAAGUGCAUCACGACCAUGGUCACGGCUGGGCGAGAUCAUCGGCUGGUUCUGAUCUCGCAUACAAGGCGUACAAACCUUCCGAAUAGCUCAAAGUUACGCAUAACUUCUUCCCUUUCUAAUUUUCUACCUACAUUCGCCAAAGUGAUCGUCCAUAAUCCAUCGAUCACCUGAGGGUGGCGUGACUCAACUUCUCAGGGAUCCGUGAACAAGUUCAGCUCGACGACAAAGACGUUUACCUUACGAUAUACAAACGACUAUACUGAACGCAAUUCUAUGUGGACGGGUAAAGGACUGUUAGAUACGGACGAGAUUACUGGAUUUUGCGUGAACUGGAUUUAACGGUACGAUGACUUGACGACUUGGACGACGGUGCUGUAAUUCAAUAAGGACAACCAAUAAGGAUACUACGAUAGUUGUGUGGUUCGAUACAUUACGACAAAUCUAUGACGAAGCUUAUCACUUUACCAACAUCAACAGAAUACUGUGCUCAGAGAUUAUGAGAAUCUCGAAAGACUCUCAAGUGGAAUCCUGUCAGAAUGGUAGAAGUCGCG
This is a messenger RNA of Acromyrmex echinatior (Panamanian leafcutter ant), 1415 nucleotides long. RefSeq names its product DUF1676 domain-containing protein Osi9 (gene Osi9). NCBI's taxonomy places the organism in Eukaryota, Metazoa, Arthropoda, Insecta, Hymenoptera, Formicidae. The record is from RefSeq and is a predicted model, not a curated record. Gene Ontology annotation, cellular component: membrane.